GAGGCCAUGACUGGUAAAGGCCAGGGGAGGAAAUUUGGCCAGGACACUGGGGUAACAACCCUACUGAAUAUGUUGGAAUAAAGACCCAUGUACAUUGUAGAUCAGUAGAUCAGUCCAAAUCAGUAGAAGUAAGAAGAAUAUACAAGAAAGUACUUAAAACUCUUGCAUUUGUUUACUACAAAAAAAUUUAAAAUUAGCAUUUUCAUAAAAUAUUGCAAUUUAAGUUGGUCAUUAUGCCAUCCUCUUUUGCCACAGUGGGCACCUGAAUGAUUGAAAAGGGCAGAGCUAAUGUCUUAAGUCUAAUAAUUAUUAGGGGGAAAAAAUUAAAAAUAUAUAUAAUAGUGUAUGGUUAAAUUUUUCAGAAGCUCAAAGACUGGAUUUAUUGAUUCUUAAACUUGUUUUGUACCAGUGUGUUAGUAUCUAAAUGUUUUUCAGCAAAAAAAGAGGACGUGCUGUGCAAAGUAAUCCGUUGUAUAUCAAAUAUUCACCAAAACGGAUAAAUGCAACAAUGGAAUAAACUGACUAUAUCCCAUUCAUUAAUUUUUCAUGUAUCAGGAGAUAUAUAAUCAAAGAUAAACAGAUAUCAUUUAAAAUUUAUUUAGUAAAAAAAAUACAUUACGAUUUAAAACAGUACUGGGUUAAUAGCUAUUCUUGCGUUAUCCAAUGGAUUGCUCAGGAUUUAAAUGACGUAACAAAAGCGCGCAAGAUACGAUCUCCAUGUGCACACGCAGCCUGUCUAAAUACACGUCCUGUACACAUUGUAGCAACAUGGUAUUAUGUUUAGUAAUAAGAUAUCACAUUGUUUUACUUAAAAUAUCAAUAUAUAUGAGUCGUUAAAACUAAGUUUCAGUCUCAAUUGAAUUUAGAUUAAAUAAUAUCUUUGGAUACCGAGAAAAUGAUUUAGAUUUAAGUUGAAUAAAGCUUUUUUUUUUCAGUUUGAUCAAAUAUGCAGUACUGUAUAUGUGAUUGCUAGUAUGUCUUUUAGCCGCAAAUUCCUCGAUGUCGUUUUUAUUCCGCCGGACCGGUAUUAAAAGAGUCCACAAUGCUCUGCGAGUACUAAGGGAAGAAACCGAAAGCGAAAGGACGAGGAGGCUGAACUGAGCGAAGUGGUUUUUGAUCGAGUUUGCAAGUUUAUAUGGUGGUAACGGUGCAUCGUGACAGAAAUUAAGGGAAAACAAGGAGUGCAAUAAGGCAUUCUUUGCAUUAUAAGGUACCAUUGUAUCUGCAGUGCAUAUCGUAGUACGUUUAUGACGGGAUAAUGAGAGUGAUUGUGAUGAUAUGCGGACUGCUGGUGGCAGUGAACGGACAGGUCGAAGGUGAUGAAUGGAUCGAUCCCACUGACAUGCUUAACUACGACUCUACUUCAAAAAGUAUGAGAAAAGCAGACGAAUCAAAAGAACAUGAUGACACUGCUGAAAAUAUUUGCAUAAAAGACCAUAAGGAGUGCAAGGAUAAAACUAAUCUGGUCAUCCGUCCUAAUCCAUCUGCGUGCUGUCUGAAGCUAUCCAUUUUACAGCAACAGGUUGAAGAGCUGAAAAACAUAGCUGUAGAUUUAAAGACAGCAUCUGGCUACAACUCAGUCUUCGAAAGAAAGUUGGAUGAACUGAUAGAGAGCAUCCAAAAGCUGGACUUCCACCAGGAAGAAGACUAUCACAGUACCUCAUAUGAAUGGCUCUUAGUGUUUGCUGAGCAGUGUGAAAGAAUUUUGUCAACAUGGAGUUCAACAGUUCUCACAUUUGUUUGGGACUCAUCAAUACAUAACAUUUAUCCCAUUUUUACGGAUAUCCUGAAAUGUUAUGAAUUCUGGGCCUUUCCUGCUUUUGUCACAUCUUUAUUGGCAUUUGUUUGUAUAAAACGUCUCUUUAGACGAUGUCAAAGGCAGCUCUACCAUCAUCAGGAAAAUGUGCCUCUUGAGCAUGAAGCAGCCCAAAGCGUUCAAGCUGCUGAUGAAUAUCGAGACAACCAAAACGGAGACCACUUGCCUCCUGCUGAAGAAAAUCAUCAAAGUAUGGAUCACACGUCCAACAUGUCUGCUGAGAAAGCUGUUUGUGAAAUACAAGAUGAAAGGAUUGAUGGAGGGGAAGCUUCCUGUAGACGUUCUGGAGACCAACUGUCCAACAGCUCUUUCACCAAGACAGAUGAGUCCAAGCAGACUGUUUCCCAUUAUGAAAGUACAGACCUGCCUCAGGGAGAUGCAAAUACUAAUGUUUCAAAAUAUCCACCCGACGGUAUUCAAGAUGAUGGAUUCACAAAGUCACCCGUACCAGAAACACAGCCUUUCAUAUAAUAAUAUACAUAAUUUAAUUUGAUACUGUUUGUACAGAUUAUAUAUUGGUACAUUUCACAAAUGUAUAUAAAGGAAACGUUUUAUACCUUCA
Molecule: messenger RNA, 2378 nt
Organism: Lepisosteus oculatus (spotted gar)
Lineage: Eukaryota; Metazoa; Chordata; Actinopteri; Semionotiformes; Lepisosteidae
Cellular component (GO): endoplasmic reticulum; membrane
Molecular function (GO): chloride channel activity
Source: RefSeq, a predicted model, not a curated record